This is a messenger RNA of Tribolium madens (black flour beetle), 808 nucleotides long. Its product is annotated as V-type proton ATPase subunit D-like. Gene Ontology annotation, molecular function: proton-transporting ATPase activity, rotational mechanism. The coding region runs from base 60 to 791 and encodes 243 amino acids. The record is from RefSeq and is a predicted model, not a curated record. The transcript is spliced from 4 exons. Lineage: Eukaryota; Metazoa; Arthropoda; Insecta; Coleoptera; Tenebrionidae. Gene Ontology annotation, cellular component: proton-transporting V-type ATPase complex.
CACACCACGAAAAAGUCAAAUGUGACAUUUCAGUUUUGGGGAUCAAAAUUUCAGUUAAAAUGUCUGAUACUGACCGAUUACCUGUUUUUCCGUCACAAGGGACCCGCAUGAUGAUGAAACAUCGCCUUAUGGGAGCCCAGAAAAGCCACUGUUUACUAAAACGCAAAAUCGAUGCACUUCAGUACCGUUUUCGGACAAUUUUAAAAAAGAUAAUUGACACCAAGGCCCUGAUGGCGGAAGUAAUGAAAGAAGCGGCUUUCUCGUUAACAGAAGCCAAAUUUGCAAACCCUGAUUUCGUGUACAUGGUUACGAAUUCAAUUCCAAAGAAAGCUUUAGUUAAAAUUAAAACACACACUGAAAACGUUGCAGGUGUGACUUUGCCUCAUUUUGAUUAUGUCGUUGAAGGGACUGAUAGUUUUGGCCUCGCUGGACUAUCCAGAGGCGGCCAACACUUGUCCAAACUCAAAAAAAGUUUCCAAGAAGCGGGGAAACUCCUAGUCGAUUUAGCCACCCUCCAGACCUCUUUCAUUACCCUCGACGAAGUUAUCAAAGUUACCAAUCGGAGAGUCAACGCAAUUGAGUAUGUAAUAAUUCCGAAAAUCGAACGUACUGUGAGAUACAUCAUUUCCGAGUUGGACGAGUUAGAACGCGAGGAGUUCUACCGCUUGAAAAAGAUCCAAGACAAGAAAAAAUUAAAAACACAACGCGAAGCCGAAUUUCAGAAGAGAAGACAUUUUUUGGAAGCGGCAACUGCAUGGGAAGUGGACGACGACGACUUUAUUUUUGAUUAAAUAAACUUUUUCCCCUU